GAUUCCCCGAUCGUUUAUAUAGCAGCGGACCGCUCUCGAUUUUCAUCAGUCGCUACGCGUCUCUCGUCGCCAACGGACCUCACCACACGGCCUUAACCAGCGGAAAAACCAGGGGAAAUCGCUCGAAAAUAGCCAAGUGCAAGUGCAUAAUAUAGAACAGCACCUAGUAUCCAGCACCCAGUGUCGAACAAAAUCCUCUUCGAUGUCGAUUAACUCGCCAAUAUCGUUAAAAAACUCGGACCUGCAUUGAACAGGCAAAGGCGACCUCUAAACACAAACAAAUUGUGUAAGCCAAAACAUUAGAAACAAAGCCACGGCAAAAACCGCAAACAACAAGUUGUUUGCUUUUAGUUCGCGUUCCCCUUAUUUUAUUUUCCUUCCGUUCGGUUUUCCACGCACGCGCGUCGAGAAAAAUAUUGAAAAUACAUCGACAGUUGAAAAGCAACUGUUGCGUCCUACCAACCGAAUCGAACCCAAAUUAUCACAGACUUUUAAGUGGUAACACGAAAACCGCAGAGAAUACCAAGUUGUGUGUGAAAAAAGCGAACUAAAACCAAGAUCUUAACCAGGAAAACAACAAUUUCGUUUAUUGGGCUUAGGCCAUUGUAUGGAUCAGUCUAAACCAACGACGAAAUUUGGAGACGAGCCGGACCUCCUGUUCAAGCGAGCGCAGGGCCGGAUUAGUCUGAUCAGUGCAGGAGUAGGAGCCACGCAGGCUGGCCAAGCUGCCCAACCACCGCUGCAUUCAAGCCAACAGUUCGCCAACAUUCAACUAGACGCCACGCUCAAUGACUGCGAAAGUGGCUAUGUGCCCACCGUGGGCCGCUGGGGCUCCGAAUGGCCGACGGCUCCUCCACUGGAGGAGGCCGCUGCCGCCGCCGCUGCCCAGGAUCCGUUGCUCCCGGCGGAUCAGCAGCUGGCGGAUGCGGUGCGCGGAAUGGGACAGGGAUUGACUACGACGCGAUCUGUCGCCGCAACUGAGCACGCAACUGGACAUGGCACGGGCGCCAUCCGUCGCACACCCUCCACCUCCAGCGAGGAGGACCUGGAGGACGAGGAGCUGGUGCAUCCGACCGACCUGACACUGGUGGAUGGAUCGGAGCGCUACUCCGACAUCAGGCAGCUGCUGGCCAAACAGCAGCUCGGGAUCCCAAUCUCCCAUGCCGAGUGGGUCGUGGGCGAUGGCUACGACCUGGAGGCCUUCAACCAGGUGAACGGAGUGUGGCCCCUCGGCCAUCCGCUCCCUCUGCCCGACUGGGCGAGCUCCGAGUCCGGCAAGGGCACCCUGGUGUUCGACAACGUCUGGCAGUACGAGGAGCUGAACGGGAUCGUGGAGACCACGCUGCAGCGGAUGCUGGAGGAGACGCACUACAACACGGUCAACCUGUUCGUCGACUUCUAUCGCAGCUUCAAGCGCACCCGUCGCUCCGACCUGCGCAGCUUCUUCCAGUUCUACGACGUGCCCAUCAACAGGCGCCACCACAUGUGCGUAUCCCUGGCCUUCGAGAUCAUGGCCAGGAUAGUGCAGCUGUUCCCGGUGCUGGCCAACUACCUGUACGUGGUGUCCUGCGAGGAGCAGGUUAUGGACUGUCAAGACUACGUCCAGCUGGACGAGGAGUGCGGUCUGAACUCGGUGGACGCGGGCGUGGAGAAGGAGCACGUGAUGGUGGCCAUGCGCGUUGCCAUUGGAGAACGACGUGGUGUCAUGAUCCUGGAUCCGGGAUACCAUGUCAGCCGAGCAGUGACCGUAAUGCAGGAUCAGAGCUAUCCCCACACGGGCUGGUUCACCCAAUCCAAGGAGCCCCACCUGCAGCGGGACUAUUGCUAUGCGUACAGCCAGCAGAACGGCAAAUUCGUGGAGUGGAAGGAGCGCGAGAUCCGCGGCGAGGACACCAGCUACAAGACCUCGCUGGUGUACGUGGCCCAGGAGUACAUCACUGCGAUCGACGUGACCGUGCGCCGCAACCUGGUGUACAACUUCCGAUCGCUGCUCUCGCGGGAUGCCAAGGGUCAGGUGUACGCGGGCAUCUAUUUCCCGCUGGUGGCCAAUUGCCAGGAGUCCUAUCUGACCAUCUUCUACGACGGACCCAAUGAGCAGCGGGUGCGGACGAAGCUGAUGUUCAGCGUCUUCAAAGUGGGCAAGGGAAAGCUGCCGGAUUACGUGGGCCAACAUCUCAGCCGACUGGCGCCGCAGCUGAAGAUGCCGCUGCAGGAACUGACCGAGUUGUGUAAAUCCUUGGCCGACGUGGUCACCGAUCAGAACUUCAUCGGUCAGGUACUGGCCAUCAACGACGACAUCGGCAACAUGUCCGUAGAGAAUUGACAGUUAAAGGAGCCUAAGGAUGUCGCUGCUACGGAAACGGAAACGAAGAUGGAGAAACAGGCGAUAAAAGACACUGACAACGCAGCUGCAACUUAGAGUUCCGACCCUUUGAAUACUUUGUCCUUUCCACAGUAAUAUUCUUUUUAGUAGCACCUAGGCACCUCUCACACACCAGCACACACGAUUCAAGGAUAUAUUUCAAUUUAGUCUAGUAUAUAUUUCAAAAUAUGUAUUCACCUAAACACACGAAAACACACUCUAUAUGGUAAUCCCAAUUGAAUGAUUUAACCGAAAGCGAAACGCAAUUUAAUCAAAACCAGAAAAGCGCAAAGCUUAGAUUUCGACUUUCGCUUAGCUUCUGUUUAUUUCCAACUAAGUAUAUGCGUAUGCGCAACUAUAUAAAGGCAAAAUUAGUUUAUAACUGGUAUCGAGGCAAAAUAUAAAUUGUAAUUGUUGUAUGAACAAAUUUCCGUUUUAACACUUAAAUGCACUGUACGAUUUCGUUUCAAUAAAUAAAUCAGCUAGCAAAAGAAAAA
Drosophila rhopaloa is the source of this 2859-nucleotide messenger RNA. RefSeq lists its product as uncharacterized. The record is from RefSeq and is a predicted model, not a curated record. The transcript has 5 exons. The coding region runs from base 608 to 2323 and encodes 571 amino acids. NCBI's taxonomy places the organism in Eukaryota, Metazoa, Arthropoda, Insecta, Diptera, Drosophilidae.